UACUAAAAAUUUGCAGUAAGAUUGCAAGAUUGACUUAGAGUGUAAUGUAUUUGUACUUUAUAAUCUGCUGAUAUUUAUUGUGAGAAAAAAAUACUUCUUCGAUUGAUUCAUUAAUAAAUACGUUUUUAUUACUGUGAUUUAUUGCAAUGUCACGAUUAUCAAGCAAAAGACUAUGCUCACAAAUUAAUGUUUCGUUUAGAUUAUUUACAAGACAAUCUAUGACACUUCGUACAACAGAAAGAAAACAUGAAACAAUUUAUGCUCUCUCAUCUGGUCAUGGAAAAUGCGGAGUGGCUGUUGUCAGAAUAUCUGGUGUUAAUGCAAGCAAGGCUUUAAAUAAAAUGACGACAAUAUCAAACAUAGAACCUAGGAAAGCUGUAUUAAAAAAAAUUUUAGAUCCUGAAACAAAAGAAGUAAUAGAUAAUGGUUUAUGUUUAUGGUUUCCUGGACCAAAAUCAUUCACAGGUGAAGAUUGCGUUGAAUUCCAUGUUCAUGGAGGACCAGCGAUAUUGACUUCAUUGAUGAAUGCACUUUCUAAAUUACAUUUUUAUCAAGCAUUGCCAGGAGAAUUUACUAGACGAGCGUUUUACAAUAAUAAAUUAGAUCUUGUGGAAAUAGAAGGUUUAGCAGAUUUAAUAGAAGCAGAGACUGAACAACAAAGGAAACAAGCAUUAUUACAAGCCAAUGGACAUUUAAGUAAACUUUAUAAAGAUUGGCGAAAGAGUCUCAUUAAUAUUAUUUCUAAUUUAGAAGCCUAUAUAGAUUUUAAUGAAGAAGAUAAUAUAGAAGAUAAUGUCUUGGAGAUUUGUAAUUGUUCUAUUAAUGAUCUUAUUAAAAGGAUAGAACAACAUCUUUCAGAUAAUAGAAAAGUUCAAAGGAAUGCUGCUAUUGUAUCUCCUAUUGCGGGAACUACCAGAGAUAUUAUUGAAUUAAGAAUAAACAUUUCUGGUUAUCCAGUUAUAUUAGCGGAUACUGCAGGAUUUACAAAAAGUCCUAAAGAUCCAGUCGAAAGCGAAGGUAUUAUUAGGGCAAAAGCAUACGCAGAAAAUGUGGAUCUUAUAAUUUUAGUAAUAGAUGCAUGUGAAUAUCUACAAAGUGGCAUGACAUAUUCAGAUUAUAUGAAGGAGUACAUUAAUAAUAUGAAUUUAAAUGAAAUAUUAACAGAAGAGUGUAGAAAGAGAUGUAUUGUGGUUGCAAAUAAAAUUGAUCUUUUGAAUGAAAAAAAUAAGGAAAUUAUCAAAAAGGAAAACUUAGUUGCGACUUCCUUUAUAACAGAAGAAGGUCUGUUAGACAUAACAAAGAUUAUGACACAUUAUUGUAAAAAAUUAUGUCGUGAUACAUUCAAUGAAGAUCCGGUAAUCAGUCAAACUAGAUAUAGACAUCAUUUAUACAGAUGUCUUAAUAAUCUUCAAAAUUACAUAAAAAUAAUUUCUGUUGAAAAUUAUGAUAUGGUAAUAGCUGUAGAAGAAAUACGAAUUGCAAUGAGAGAACUUGGAAUGAUAACUGGACAUGUUUAUAAUGAUGAGAUAUUAAAUAACAUUUUUAAAAAUUUUUGUAUUGGUAAAUAAAAAAAAUGAAUAUUAUCUUAUAUUUCUUAUUUUAAAUAAUCGUCUCAUUUUAAAUAAUAUUAUAUACGUGUGUAUACAUAAAAAAAUUAUUAUCUUACAAAGUAAAUAACAUAUAUGAAAUUAUUUGAAAUUUUGCGCUGUCGGUAAUAUUUAACUGCAGUUCUGCAAGAUGUAUACACUUGCUUCAUAUAUAUAUAGCUUUCAUCAAACAGGGAUUUCUGUUAUAUUUGGUGGCAACUCUGUUAAAUUAUGAGGUUAAUCG
This is a messenger RNA of Vespa velutina, 1830 nucleotides long. RefSeq names its product tRNA modification GTPase MnmE. The record is from RefSeq and is a predicted model, not a curated record. Gene Ontology annotation, biological process: tRNA methylation; tRNA wobble uridine modification. The transcript is spliced from 5 exons. NCBI's taxonomy places the organism in Eukaryota, Metazoa, Arthropoda, Insecta, Hymenoptera, Vespidae. Gene Ontology annotation, molecular function: protein binding; GTPase activity; GTP binding. The coding region runs from base 147 to 1568 and encodes 473 amino acids. Gene Ontology annotation, cellular component: cytoplasm; mitochondrion.